AACAUUUGUACCGCUACCGAGGAAAGUAGUGCGCAGUUGGCAAGGCAAGUCAAGUAUCCGAGUCUUGCAAUUGGAAGACCCGAAUCUCUUCAUCGACUUUCCGCCUUCCUUUGUCCCGGCGCAUUGCUUUCAGCUUCAAAUCUGCAUACCACCCCACCUCACCGAAACCGCCGGCUUGAGGUUCCUCGAGUCUUGAAGCCUCCUUGCUCUUCGCGCCUCUUGCCACAUCUCCCAGCAUGCGCCUCAUCCGCCAGGCCAUCGUGCAAAAAGAUGGCUCCGGCAGCGCAACGUUGCUCCCAGAGGAGCCCGAGGAUAUGUGGCAUGCAUACAAUCUGAUCCGAGCAGACGACCUCCUCACGGCCUCCGCCGUUCGCAAAGUCUUCACCGAUGCCGCAGGAAGCAAGACCUCCGAUUCCGCCACCAGUCGAGCGAAUAAGCGCAUACACAUGAUCCUUACCAUACGAGUCACGAAACUCGACUUUGAUCCUCAGGCUGGGCAACUGCACGUGUCAGGACAAAUCGUGUCGGAGAAUGAGCAUGUCAGUCUGGGGAGCCACCACACACUCGAUCUCGAACUACAUCGGAAUUUCACAUUGGAGAAGGCGGACGGAUGGGACAGCAUAGCGAUCGCAACGCUGAAAGAGUCUGUGAAUCAGGAUGCAAAGGCACAAUUAUGGGCCGUCGUCAUGCAGGAGGGUAUGGCCAACAUCUGUCUCGUGACGGAAUAUCAGACGAUAUUACGGCAAAGAGUGGAGAUGCCCAUACCGAAGAAGCGAGCAGGAUCAUCCGAACACGACAAGAGGCUGGACAAGUUCUACCAAACAGUCUUCGACUCGCUGUUACGGCAGAUCAACCUCGAGGACCCGAAACCACUGCUACUGGCAAGCCCUGGCUUCACGGCAAGCACGUUCCAACAAUUCAUCAAGAAGCAGGCUGCGGGUGGCUCGAAUAAGCCGUUGAGUCUGCUGGUGUCGAAGAUCACAGUCGCACACUCAGCAUCCGGCCAUACUCACAGCCUGGCAGAAGUCUUGAGCAGUCCAGCGGUCACCAGCCAAUUGAGCGACUCGAAAUUCGCCCGCGCAACACAAGUCAUGGAUCGCUUCUCAGAGAUGAUCAGGAACGACGACCUACGAGCGUGGUAUGGUCCGAAGGAAGUUUCCAAAGCCAUCGAGCGAGGCGCUGUAGGCAAGGGAGGAGGAGUGCUCAUGAUCUCAAACGGUCUGUUCAGAAGUCAGGAGAUCAAGACCCGCAAACGCUGGAUCACGGUUGUGGAUGAAGUCAAGGAGCAAGGAGGGGAGGUCAUUGUGUUGAGCAGCAUGCAUGAAAGUGGAAAGCGAUUGGAGGGACUUGGAGGCGUGGCAGCGAUUUUGACGUGGCCGAUUGAAGACUUGGAUGAUGAUAUGGGUAAUGUAGAAGGAGGAGAAGAUCUACCAGACGAUGAUGAUGGACCGGCGCAUGCAAGUACUCCCAGACUGCGACCAGCGCUCACAGCGAUUUCUCCGGCUCAGACUCGCAAGAUGACCGAGAUCAAGAAGAUCAGCACGCCAUUGGCUGCUCAGCCCGUGGCCGCCUACUCCCAAGCCAUCCAAGCCGGCCCGCACAUCUACGUUUCCGGCCAAAUCCCCGCCGACGCCCAGGGAAACCUCGUCGAAGGCAGCAUUGCCGAGAAGACGACCGUCUGCAUUGAGGGACUGAAGAAUGUGCUCGAAGCGGCUGGGAGCUCGUUGAGCAAGGUGUUGAAGGUCACGAUUUUCCUGACGACCAUGGACAACUUCGCGGAGAUGAACUCGGUGUACGAGAAGUACUUUGGCGAGACGCGGCCGGCGAGGUCGUGUGUGGCUGUGCACCAGUUGCCGAAGGGUGUGCCGGUGGAAUUGGAGUGUGUUGCUUUGAGCGCAAGCGGUUGA
This is a messenger RNA of Zymoseptoria tritici IPO323, 1907 nucleotides long. RefSeq lists its product as uncharacterized. Gene Ontology annotation, biological process: nonfunctional rRNA decay; RNA surveillance; nuclear-transcribed mRNA catabolic process, non-stop decay. The transcript has 6 exons. The coding region runs from base 237 to 1907 and encodes 556 amino acids. Lineage: Eukaryota; Fungi; Ascomycota; Dothideomycetes; Mycosphaerellales; Mycosphaerellaceae. Gene Ontology annotation, cellular component: cytoplasm. The record is from RefSeq and is a predicted model, not a curated record.